This is a messenger RNA of Cercospora beticola, 1240 nucleotides long. RefSeq lists its product as uncharacterized. Gene Ontology annotation, cellular component: intracellular anatomical structure. Gene Ontology annotation, biological process: carbohydrate metabolic process; pentose-phosphate shunt, non-oxidative branch. Lineage: Eukaryota; Fungi; Ascomycota; Dothideomycetes; Mycosphaerellales; Mycosphaerellaceae. The record is from RefSeq and is a predicted model, not a curated record. Gene Ontology annotation, molecular function: transaldolase activity.
AUGCCUCACACAACAUCGAAGACAUGGCUGCAGCAGCUCGAGGAAGAAUUGAAUGUGGAUGUAGAUUGGAUGGAUCCGACAUACUCCAAGAAUCUGCAGAUCACACCGAACGAUAUGACAAGUAACAAUCUCUGGGUCAACCAGCAGAUGUCUCACCCAGAGAACAAGACCAUGUUCGAAGAGGUGUGCAAAGAGAUGAAACCAUUGGGCUGGAAGGCCGCGUACACUCGAAUCGCAGUUCAGAUGUGUAAGAACAAUAUCGACAACAUCAAAGGCCGUGUGCUUCUCCAAGUUUACCCCAACGAGGCGUACGAUACUCAAGCGGUCCUAGACUCUGCCAGAGCUUAUGCCAAGGAAUUUGCGAGGGCCGGAAUCUCGCAGGAUCGAUACUGCAUCAAGAUCCCAUCCACUGGGCCAGCACUGAACGCAUGCCCGAUCUUGAAGAAGGAAGGCAUUCGAACAUUGGGGACUGCCUUGUUCAGUCUGCCGCAGGCGAUCGCAGCUAGUCAGGCGGAAUGCUUGUACAUCAGUCCAUACUUCAAUGAGGUGAAAGCGCACGACGAUCACGCUCUGUGGCCAAAUGCAGAAGAUCCAGCGCUGCAACACACCAUGUCGGCUCGCACGCUGCAGAUCUUGGAGACGUACGCUCGACUGUACAAAGAGACUGGCAAAGAGCAGCCAUUGCUCAAACAGGCCAGUUUCAUCAAUGCGAAAGAGGCAAUGGCCGCUGGAGAACAUGGGUGCCACAGCGCCACCAUUUCUCCAGAAGUGUUGAAUGAGCUCGCCAGUUUGUCGUACGAUGAAUCGAAGCAACCAGGCGUGGGCAAGCCAAAGGCGGCACACGCUUAUGCUAAUUGGAGUACACCGGAACGUCUGCGAGGCGUGUGCAAGAGUGAUCCGCUCUCCAUCAAAGGACUUCCAAGUUCAGCCAGCACAGAGACGGAUUAUUUGGCAAACAACGGCGAAGAGUUACAGAGAGCCAUCCUUGGCGACCCUGUGACUAAACAGCGUCUGGACGAUGCACUCGCGUUGUUCACAGGUGGUUUGAUGGAAAGCAAGGCCAAGAUUGAGCAAGCCUUCCAGGCGAUACCAUAGCACAACAGCUUAUUACGAACCUCUGUUGCAUGUCGCGUCUUGUAGCGCAGAAUGUGGAUAGAGUGUUACAGCCAGAACAGAAUCUUCAGUAUGCAAAGCCGAUUGUUCCAUUCCUUCGUAGAAUGUCAUGUUGUCGUACAUGAGA